Molecule: messenger RNA, 663 nt
Organism: Metarhizium brunneum ARSEF 3297
Lineage: Eukaryota; Fungi; Ascomycota; Sordariomycetes; Hypocreales; Clavicipitaceae
Source: RefSeq, a predicted model, not a curated record
AUGAAGACCCCAUCUCCCAAUGCAAAGCGUGGCUUUGACAAAUUUUUUGCGUCUACUGAGGGGCAUGAAGACCUCUGUCAAAGGCUAGACGCCGCAAUAAGGCAACAACAAGAGGCCACUCCAGAGCCUUCCUCGGACCACGAAUCUCUCGAGGAGGAUCAUAGGUGGCAGUGUACUAUCCUACAUGAGCACUUCGGAUCGUCCGAUAUUGAUAAAAUGCGGAAUGCCAUCUGGCAACCUGACUACUGGAAGAUUGAAUGCCAGCACUACGCGAACGUACUCAAUCAGUUCCUCCUUCGCGACACAGACGGCACGGCCACAGCUCAACGAUGGCGAACAGCUGCCUCAAUGUACAAAGAUCUUCUCCGGCUUAACGGGUUGUCUAUAGACGAUAUAAGGCUCAUUCGACACUCGAUAGAGAGCCAAAAGUAUUGGGAGAAGGAAAAAGACGUUCUCCAGCAGCAAGUUGCCCUUCGAGAACACGAAAUGCACGAGGCCGCUUGUGCAAGGAAGAAGGAUAUUCAGCGGCAACGUCGGGAGCGAGUACGACGACGCCUUCGGGCAAUAGAAGAAGAAGAAACGUCGCCGCCUCCGAACCCAAAACAAGCGUUGCGACUCGACAGCAUCGCUACCAGAACAAGAUUACGAUCACGAUCAAUUUGA